Messenger RNA from Cyanistes caeruleus (blue tit), 1143 nucleotides. It is a transcript of the gene LYPLA2, whose product is annotated as lysophospholipase 2. NCBI's taxonomy places the organism in Eukaryota, Metazoa, Chordata, Aves, Passeriformes, Paridae. Gene Ontology annotation, molecular function: palmitoyl-(protein) hydrolase activity; carboxylic ester hydrolase activity. Gene Ontology annotation, biological process: protein depalmitoylation. Gene Ontology annotation, cellular component: cytoplasm. The record is from RefSeq and is a predicted model, not a curated record.
GGGACCCCCCUCUGAAAGCCCCGGUUUUGGCGGAAAAGCGGCGCUCCCGGCCGCGGGGAUCCCGCCUCCAUCCGCUUCCAGGCGGGAUUUCUCCAUCCCCCCGCUGGAUUCCGCUCCCCGCGGGGCUGCGGGCUCGAGGAGAGGCUGAGGCACGGUGCCAGUGUCGAUCCCUCUCGGUGUAUGUGUGGUAACAACAUGUCUGUCCCCCUCCUCGCCGACGCUGUCACCGUGUCAGGGGCAGAGCGGGAGACCGCCGCGGUCAUUUUCCUACAUGGCCUUGGAGACACGGGGCACAGCUGGGCCGAUGCUCUCUCCUCCAUCCGCCUCCCCUACGUGAAGUACAUCUGCCCUCACGCGCCCCGGAUCCCGGUCACCCUCAACAUGAAGAUGGUCAUGCCCUCCUGGUUUGACCUGAUGGGAUUGACUCCAGAUGCACCUGAGGAUGAAGCUGGGAUCAAGAAAGCUGCAGAAAACAUUAAAGCAAUCAUCGAGCACGAGAUGAAGAACGGGAUCCCCCCCAACCGCAUCAUCCUGGGGGGCUUCUCACAGGGCGGUGCCUUGUCGCUGUACACGGCUCUCACCUGCCAGCACCAGCUGGCCGGGAUCGUGGCGCUCAGCUGCUGGCUCCCGCUCCACAGGGCCUUCCCACAGGCGGCGAACAACGGCGUGAACAAGGACAUCGCCAUCCUGCAGUGCCACGGGGAGAUGGAUCCCAUGAUCCCCGUGCGCUUCGGGGCCCUCACUGCCGAGAAGCUCAAGUCUGUCGUCACCCCCACCAAGGUGCAGUUCAAAACCUACCCCGGAGUGAUGCACAGUUCCUGUCCUCAGGAGAUGAUGGCGGUGAAGGAAUUCAUCGAGAAGCUGCUGCCCCGGAUCUGAGCGGAGCCCCUGGGGACUGUCGCAGGGGAGGGUGCCGAGGUCCCGGCCGCCCGUGUGUCCCUGUGACCCGCCCGCUGCGAACGGAAGCCAUGGCCCCCCCAGCGCACCUCCCGCCGCCCCCGCCCUCGCACCGCGUCCCCUCCGGCCGGGGCUGCCCCGCUGCUCCCGGAGCCCUCAUCGGAGCUGCCUAAGGCGAGUCUGGCCUUUUCUCUCCUGCUCUGGCUCCGAGCGCUUCCCGAGGGGGGGUCACCGUCCCCUCGGACC